AUGCUCUUAGUGGAUCAUGAAGUCGUCGAGAAGCCGAGCGCGGAAAAAACUGAGCAGCCCGCUAACAGUGAGAAGCCCGUGGAGGGAGUCGUAGCAAAGGGCGUGUCCGGUGUGGUGAAGUGGUUUAACGUGAAGAAUGGUUAUGGAUUUAUCAACCGCACCGACACCAAUGAAGACAUCUUUGUCCAUCAAACAGCUAUUGCCAACAAUAAUCCCAACAAGUUCCUUCGAAGCCUCGGAGAUGGAGAGGAGGUUAUGUUUGAUGUUGUCGAGGGUGCAAAGGGACCAGAAGCCUCGAACGUGACCGCUAAGGAUGGUGGGCCUGUGCAGGGAUCAAAAUACGCAGCUGACCGCAAUUCGGAGCGUGGAGGGCGUCGCUUUAGACGCAGGAAUUUCUUCCGAAGCAGUCGUCGCGGGGCUCCUGCUGGUGGUGAAGGUCAUGAAGAAGGAUACACCAAUGACCAUGAGGCAGAUAGACCGGAGGAGGGUGGCCAACGUCGUUUCCGUGGAGGGCGCGGUCGUGGAUAUCGCGGUCGCGGUUUCCGUUCUGGCGGCGGACGUGGUGGCUCAUAUGCACCUGCAAACAAUCACGAGGAUGCGUCCGCUGAGGGACAGCAAGUAGGAAGCAUUCUAUUAUUUGAUCUAUUAUUACUUCGUUGCCAUUGA
This is a messenger RNA of Ostertagia ostertagi, 666 nucleotides long. Lineage: Eukaryota; Metazoa; Nematoda; Chromadorea; Rhabditida; Trichostrongylidae. The record is from the annotation of a GenBank genome assembly.